Messenger RNA from Panicum hallii, 1486 nucleotides. Its product is annotated as U2 small nuclear ribonucleoprotein B''. The transcript is spliced from 10 exons. The record is from RefSeq and is a predicted model, not a curated record. Lineage: Eukaryota; Viridiplantae; Streptophyta; Magnoliopsida; Poales; Poaceae. Bases 197 to 1114 code for a protein of 305 amino acids. Gene Ontology annotation, molecular function: mRNA binding.
AUUUCCAGGCCAGAGUUUCCAAAUCCGGACUCCAAACAUCCCCUUCCCAAUUCCCGUCGGCCGCACCCGCACCGCCGCACGGCCGGAAAUCACCGAAUCGCGUCGGCCACUCGGCACUUCGCCACCCACCGCCGGCGCCGCGCCAGCCUGCAGCCACCGCCUGCCCGACCCCCCGCUCUCCGCGCACGCACGCCGCAUGGCCGCCUCGUACUUCAACCACUCCUCCUACCCGCCGGCGCCGCCUCCUCCGCCGGGGACCUCCCCGUACGGCGCGUACCGUCACGCCUACCAGCCGGCGCCCCCCACCGCUUACGGCGCCUACUACGACCGCGCGGAGCAGGCCCUCCCGCCGCGGGACGAGCUCCGUACCCUCUUCAUCGCUGGCCUACCCGCCGACGCCAAGCCUCGCGAGGUCUACAACCUCUUCCGCGACUUCCCUGGAUACGUCUCCUCCCAUCUCCGCUCCGGAAAAUCCUCCCAGGCAUAUGCAUUUGCUGUAUUUGCUGAUCAACCAUCUGCCUUAGCUGCCUUGAGUGCCACAAAUGGAAUGGUAUUUGACCUUGAGAAGAAUUGCUCUCUUCAUGUGGACCUCGCAAAAUCCAAUUCUAGAUCAAAGCGCUUGAGAUCAGAUGAUGCUUCACCUUAUUCUCCCGAGAAAAGAACUAAGAGACCAAUGGGAUUUCCUGAUUCAGGUGCUGGAAGCAAUAUUUACAUAUCUGGAAUGGGUAAUUCUUCACACAGCUUGAGUGGUUAUUCUUCUGCACAAAGUUACACAAGCCUUGAGUCUAGUGCUUCCUUCAGGAAGGAUUCAUCCACAAUUGCCCCUCAAAAUAAUCCUCCAUGUCCUACUCUUUUUGUUGCGAACCUUGGUCCAGCUUGUUCAGAGCAAGAGCUCAUAGAUGUUUUCUCGAGUUGCGCGGGAUUUGUGAAGCUGAAGAUGCAAAACAAGCUUGGAGCUCCAGUUGCAUUUGUUGAUUUCAAGGAUGCGAACAGCUCAACUGAAGCCCUAAAUCGUCUCCAAGGAGUUAUCCUGUAUUCAUCACCUGGCGAGGGAAUACGCUUAGAAUACGCCAAAUCCCGGAUGGGUCUUCGUAAGCGUGAUAAGCGCCCCUAGUGCAGCUGAAAGAUGAGCAUUUGAAUAAUGAUCAACGUUGUUCACUUAUGACUGGUUCUGACACCGAGCCCGCUGACAUAGUCAUGCAGGGAAUGUCUUGCCCAUAUUUUAGAUGCAUGGCAUGAUGUAACUGGGUUUGGUUGUAUCACUUAGUAUUGUCAGUGCACAUCCCCCCCCCCCCCUCCCCUAUCCUGUCACUGACCCUCUGCAGAUUUUAAGCUAGUAGUGUUGUUAUGAAUUGAGAGCGCAUUUACUCCUUAAGAUGGUUAUGAGAAAUCAAUCUUGCAGUACGUUAUUUAUUGUACUUGUUGAUGGAUAACAGGAUAAGAUCUGGCACAGCAAUGUAGAAGCGUCAAUAAGACAAUUACUGUA